This is a messenger RNA of Lymnaea stagnalis (great pond snail), 198 nucleotides long. The record is from the annotation of a GenBank genome assembly. NCBI's taxonomy places the organism in Eukaryota, Metazoa, Mollusca, Gastropoda, Lymnaeidae.
AUUCAGAAGUUGAAAACGAGCCGACGACAGCGGGCAAACGACCGGGAGAGGAACCGGAUGCACGGCCUGAACGAGGCCCUCGAAGUCCUGCGGACCACCCUGCCCAACUCGACCGACGCCAAGAUGACCAAGAUCGAGACCCUGCGCUACGCGUGCAAUUACAUCAGCGCCCUGGCGGCCAGCGUCAAGCUCCUGGAG